Messenger RNA from Mauremys mutica (yellowpond turtle), 1984 nucleotides. RefSeq names its product BLOC-1 related complex subunit 6 (gene BORCS6). Lineage: Eukaryota; Metazoa; Chordata; Testudines; Geoemydidae. Gene Ontology annotation, biological process: lysosome localization. The coding region runs from base 125 to 841 and encodes 238 amino acids. The transcript has a single exon. Gene Ontology annotation, cellular component: BORC complex. The record is from RefSeq and is a predicted model, not a curated record.
GAGGAAGCAGCGGAGUGGGCAAACUGGCUCGCUGGCUUGCUCCCCGCGCCCCUCCCUAGGCUCCUCCUCCGGUGUCGCUGUCCCUGUCCCGGCCUGUGCGCGCUGGGCAGCCCCGGGCCGGAGCAUGGAGAGGGGCGCGGGCCUGCCGCAGCACAUCAUGGCCCAGGUGCGCGUCCAAGCCCUCGGGGCCGCGGCCAGCCUGGAGGAUCCGUGCCGGGAAGGCUCGCGGAGGCAGCAGGCGGCUGCCGCUGGGGACAGGCUGGCCGGAGGGCGGCUGCUGGACAGCCGCAGCUUGGAUGGGAUCAGCCAGGCGUAUGGGGCCAGCCGGGCGCAGGAAGGGCGCCGCGCCACCAUCUCCAGCGCCCUGGAGCUGGAAGGGACGGUCAGCCACGAUGGGGACCUCACCCACUUCGUGGCCAACAACCUGCAGCUGAAAAUCAAGCUGAGCUCCCGGGGCAGCCUGGAGGAGCCGGAGCCCCCGGGCCAGCCCUUCCCAGGGCUGGGGCGGAGCAAAGCGGCCGACAUCCCCCCCAUUGACCCCGCGGUGCUGGCGGAGCUGGAGCGCCUGACCCACGAGGUGGCCCACAAAGUGGACCAGAUGAUGAGGAGCUUGAGCGGCAGCAUCCAGAACAUGACGGCCCUGAGCGUCGGCUACAUCCAGACCUACCGGGACGCCGUGGACAGCCUGGGCGAGUCCGUAGACAUGAGCAUCAAAGGGAUGUACACGCUGAUGGCCCGCUGCGAGGAGCUGGACCGCUCCAUGCAGCCGGUCCACGCCCUGGCCAAACAGAUCCGGGAGAUCAAAAGGACCCUGGAGAUAUUCGAGUCGCUGUGCAAGUAGCGCCGGUGGAAAACAUUUCUGGGCUGCUUUGUUAAUAUGGGGGCGGGGAUCUCUGUGCUGGUUGCAAACUCCAAAAGGGAACGUGUCAUAUACCGUAUGUGGUUGUGUGUUGGUUUCAUGUCUUGUGCUGCCAUAAGCCUGGUACACUACAAACAGACACUGCUUUGCAGAGGGUGUCUGAAAGGGGCUAAUUCCCCCUGAACGAUUACUUGAAAAUUUUCCCACCCUCUCUAUUCCUUAGAGGGGAUGAUGCAUGCUCAGGAUUUCCAAGGACCCUAAGGGAAUGAUGCUCUCAGAUUCAAUAGGAACCCAACUUCAGUGGGAGCUGGGCUGCUUUCAAAAUCCCAGCUGUGAAGCAUUGUCUGCCUGACAAGGGAUAGUGAACUGGAUUCCCACAUCUGUGUAUUUCACCUUUCCCUGUAACAUAAGCAUAUUUAUACUUAAUAAAACCACUCUGCAAUUUGCCAAACAACCUAAAAUGUGUCUAUAGGAAAGAACUUCUGCUACUGAGCCUUCCCGGUGUUAUUUUCCAAAGAGCCCAGCAUUGCUCUAGCUCGGCUCUCUUUGAAGUCAAGGGGAGGUUUACCUUUGAUUUCAGUGGGUGAAGAACAAGGCUGGUGACCAGUGCUUUUGAAAUUCCCACACUCUGUGUAUUUCAGCUUCUGAGGAGUUUGCCCUACAAGCAGAUUUGCAGGGUGCCGGCUCAGAAGCAGAUUCUGAAUCCUCUCCCAAAAUCUCUGAUGACUCUCACAUUCGCUUCCACAUUUAACAGCCUAACUUGUGACCUAAGAAGUGACAGCUGUGAACCUAUGCUCUGUGGCUCUUAUACCCUUCGACUGGCUAAUUUCUUUGUUCUAGUAUAGCGGGGCUGCAUGUAUUUAAUAGUUGGCAUGUUGUAUGGAAGUGUUCCUUCCAGUGUGUCUGGGGAACAGAAAGAAUUAUCUGUAGAGCCCCAAGGCCUCCCCAGUUCCAGAGGAACUUCCUGCUCUCAGCUGUUUCCUCAUCUGGAGAUGUUAAGUGACUCUGGUGGGUCUGAGUUUCUCAGUCCCUUGGUGCACUAAGGCAUUUCUCUCCUGGUAAGACCCUACCGGAAUGGCACAUCCCUGUCUGUGUGCUGCUAAAGCCCAGGGGAGUCCGGGCUAA